AUGGAAAAUCCAGUUAAGAUUUUAGUUAAAAAAGAAGAACUUACAUUAGAAGGUAUUAAACAAUUUUAUAUUGAUGUUGUUAAAGAUGAAUAUAAAAUUGAUACUCUCAUUGAUCUUUAUCAAGUUAUCUCUGUUAAUCAAUCAGUUAUUUUCUGUAACUCAAAGAAUAGAGUAGAAUGGAUUCAAAGAAGACUUCAAGCUCAUAACUAUCCAGUUUCAAUUACUCAUGGUGAUUUAACUAUGGAAGAAAGAAAUAAUGUUUUAAAUGAAUUUAGACAAGGUGCUACUAGAAUUCUUAUUACUACUGAUAUGUUAUCUAGAGGAAUUGAUGUCCAACAAGUUUCUCUUGUUAUUAACUUUGAUAUGCCUGUUUCUGAUGAAUCUUAUAUCCAUAGAAUUGGUAGAUCUGCUCGUUUCGGAAGAAAAGGUGUUGCUAUUGAUUUUAUUACUACUGAAGAAAUGGACACUAUCAAUAGACUCCAAAAGACUUAUGAAACUAAGAUCGUUCCAUUACCAAAGACUUUCAUGGAUUACCUUUAA
Molecule: messenger RNA, 540 nt
Organism: Entamoeba dispar SAW760
Lineage: Eukaryota; Evosea; Mastigamoebida; Endamoebidae
Product: ATP-dependent RNA helicase eIF4A, putative
Exons: 1
Coding region: 1-540 (179 amino acids)
Molecular function (GO): RNA binding; RNA helicase activity
Source: RefSeq, a predicted model, not a curated record